UACUCUAAAGUAUCAAUACUGUGGGUUGUAAUGACAAAAUAUAAAAAAUACAUUCUGGGUUGUUGCUUUUGCAAAAUCACAAAAGACAUUAUGGGUUUCGCUUGCCACCCACAUAUACAAGAAAGCGGCAAGAAAUCCCUUAUAUGUUAUUUGCUGAAGACAUAAGACACCUCUUGCAGUUCCUCAUCUGAGACUCAGAGUGCCGCUGUUGACCAACAUAGUUCUUACACUGGAGCUGAAAAUCCAGUGAACUGCUGCUUCUGCAAUGUGAUUGUUCAGUCACACAGAGCUGGGAAACAGCAGAGCACAGGGACUUCCAAAGUGUUUUGCUGUGAAACAAAAACCACUGCAAAAUACAGAAAUUCAACAGCAACCAGUAGCCUUGUUUAUCAUCCCUCAUUGAGUUCUUCUGCAUCCUAAUGGGAAUGUGAAACUCCUCAUCAGCUCAACGGAUUACAGAAAACAAGGAUAAAGCUCAUAUCCCUGCAAGAGGAAUGGAAGAUAGGCAGAAGGAAAACAGCAGAUCAGUAAGAAGGCAAGUACCUCUCCUCUUACUAUUCUCUCUGUAUGGUCAGAUUGCCUCAGAGCACAUUCAUUAUUCCAUCCCUGAAGAAAUGGAAAAGGGAUCCAUUGUGGGAAACCUGGCCAAAGACCUGAGAUUGAAUAACAGAGAAAUAGGAAAUGGCAAUCUGCAUAUCCUUUCCCUUGGUAAAAAGCAAUAUUUCACUCUCAGUGCAGAAAAUGGGAAUUUGUAUGUAAGGGAAAGGAUUGAUAGAGAGGAAUUAUGUGGGCAAACUGCAAUCUGCUCCAUCAAUUUUGAAGUGGUGGUUGAGAGUCCUAUGAAUAUUUUUCAUGUAACUGUAGAGAUCCAAGACAUUAAUGAUCAUGCACCACGUUUUGUAAAUGGGGAUAUCAAGCUGGAGAUAAGUGAAUCCUCUUUAAAAGGCACCACGUUUCUCCUUGGACAAGCUGAAGAUCCUGAUCUUGGGGUGAAUUCUCUUCAGAAUUACAACCUUAGCACAAAUCAGUAUUUUAUUCUGGAAGUGAGAGAAAGAAAGGAUGGAAAGAAAUAUGCAGUAUUAGUAUUGAAUAAACAGUUGGAUCGGGAAAGUGAAGGCAGUUUCCAAUUAAUCCUUACGGCGCUGGAUGGAGGGAAGCCUGCCAAAACUGGAACAGCCAAAAUAUGGAUCACCGUCAUUGAUGCAAAUGACAACCCACCAGUCUUCACUCAAAAAGUAUACACAGUCAAGCUGAAAGAAAAUGCCCCCAAAGGGUCUUCAGUGGUCCAGGUGAAAGCCACAGAUAGAGAUAAAGGUUCUUACGCUCAAAUCAGCUAUAAUUUUAGUAACAUCCCUGAAAUUGCUCACCAGAAAUUCUACUUGGAUCCACAAGAAGGGACAAUAACACUUAAAGAGGCUCUGGACUUUGAGGAAAUAGAAGAAUAUGCAAUGGCAGUGGAAGCAAGAGAUGGGGGAGGAUUAGUCGCUCAAUGCAAUGUUGAAAUUUCACUCCUAGAUGAGAAUGACAAUGCCCCAGAAGUGAUUCUUGCCUCUUUAUCCAGCCCAAUCCCUGAAGACUCUGCAGUAGGAACCCUGGUAGCCCUUAUCAAUGUAAAUGAUAGAGACUCUGGAGAUAAUGGGAAGAUUACUUGUGACAUACAACACACUUUGCCAUUCAAAAUGGUAUCAGCCUCCAAUAAUUAUUAUAAGCUUCUCACAGAUGCCCCUUUGGACAGAGAAAGAACUCCAGAGUACAAUAUCACAGUAACAGCCACAGACAAAGGCAACCCGCCUCUUUCCACAUACAAAACCAUCACACUGCAGAUCUCUGACAUCAAUGACAACUGCCCUGCCUUUGAGAAACCCUAUUAUACUGCCUAUGUCCCAGAGAACAAUCCUUCAGGCUCCUCCAUUUUCAGGGUCAAAGCCUCCGACCCAGAUGUGGACCAGAAUGCUCAAAUCACAUACUCCAUUCGCAACAGCAUCACUGAGGGGCUGCCUCUCUCAUCCUUCCUCUCCAUAAAUUCUGAGACUGGCACUAUCUAUGCUCAGCGCUCCUUUGACUAUGAGCAAGUCAGGGAGUUUCAAGUGGAGGUGAGGGCCGAAGAUGGAGGCUCCCCCCGCCUCAGCAGCAAUGCCACCGUGAGAGUGUGUAUUCUGGACCAGAAUGACCAAAGCCCUCAGAUUCUUUACCCUUCUCAAGGAGUAGAGGGCUCCUCCUUGUUUGAGAUGGUGCCUCGUUCAGCAGAGGAGGGGUAUUUGGUGACAAAGGUGGUGGCUGUGGAUGCUGACUCUGGACACAACGCUUGGCUCUCCUACUAUCUGCUCCAGGCAACAGAACCUGGGCUGUUCUCUAUUGGUUCCCAUACUGGGGAGAUCAGGACCUCACGGGCUUUUCUGGAAAGAGAUGCUGUGAAGCAGAAGCUCAUAAUCUUAGUCAAGGAUAAUGGGCAGCCACCACUAUCUGCUACUGUGAGUCUCAACCUGGUGUUUGCUGAGAACUUCCAGGAGGCACUUCCGGAAAUUAGCCACCAGCCCAGUGACUCCGAGUAUCAAUCGGAUCUGCAGUUCUUCUUGGUGCUUGGCCUUAGCUUUGAUCUCCUUCUUAUUCCUCCUGACAGUGAUUCUGGCCAUUCUCAUGAAGAUUCGGCGAUCAGGGAACCCCAAAUUCCUGCAGUGUUUUGCUCCUGUUCCCCAUUCAAACAACACGGUCAUUUUCCCACCAAACUAUGAAGAAGGAACAUUGCCGUAUUCCUAUCAGCUGUGCUUAUCUUCUGAGUCCAGGGUACAGGAGUUCACCUUUCCAACACCCAAUCUUCAAACUGCAGAUAAGUCUAAUGUGACUUUGA
Molecule: messenger RNA, 2848 nt
Organism: Podarcis muralis (Common wall lizard)
Lineage: Eukaryota; Metazoa; Chordata; Lepidosauria; Squamata; Lacertidae
Source: RefSeq, a predicted model, not a curated record